Messenger RNA from Prunus armeniaca (apricot), 2988 nucleotides. The record is from the annotation of a GenBank genome assembly. Lineage: Eukaryota; Viridiplantae; Streptophyta; Magnoliopsida; Rosales; Rosaceae.
AUGACACUCGAAGAUUUCUUUACUUUAACUGAGAUGAAAGAUGGGCUCACAGCCCCGUCUCGAGUUGAGGAGCUGGUCAAUGUAAUGCAGAGUGAGAAAGAUUCUAUUGCGAAUAAUGUGGGUGAUGCAACCCGGCAGUGGGCUGCUGUUGCUAGCACAAUUGCUGCCACGGAGAAUAAAGAUUGUCUUGAUCUUUUUAUUCAAUUAGAUGGACUCUGGUUUGUUGAUAGAUGGCUUAAAGAUGCUCAAAACUUAGGUAAUGAUACAAAUGAGAGCUUUGUAGAAGAGUCAAUAACUGCUCUGUUACGAGCACUUGAAAAGCUGCAUAUAGACAAUAAGCGGUCAAUAUCUUCAGGGAUCUGGAGUACUGUGAAGAGUCUUCUUGGCCACAAAAGCACAAUGGUUCAGGAUCGAGCAAGAAUGCUGUUUGAUAGCUGGAAGCAGGAUGUUGAGAAUGCUGAGGUUCUCUGUGAUGAUGGGAGUUCUAAGAUUUUGGAAGAAGAUUCUAAGGCUUCUGCUGUAAAAAGUACUUCAGAAGUAGGUACUAACAGAGAAAAUCACACAUCAGGACCUGCUCGAGAUGAAUUGUCCCCAUUAAGGACUUCGGGCGGUCUUCAACUAGAAGGUGCUGAUGCUGUACUGAGUAACAAACAGUCCCCAACCCACAAACUUUUAGACAAUGCAGACAUCAAAGAUAGAUCUCCAGAUCCUUUGGCCUCUGCUGUUGUCAUGGACCCUAUUCAAGAAAGUCCUAUAAAAGAUGAAUCCUCUAUGUGUUCUGUGGGAGGAACUACUUCAAUUGGAACUUCUAGUUUUCCAGCAGCAAAGCUGAGCAAUGUUGAUGGACAUUCCGACACUCCAAAAUCAAAUGAGUUGUCCAAAAAUGAAAAUCAGGAUGAGAAAGUCAACAGUUCUCCACAGAAGUUGGGUGUGACAGACAUCUCUUCGGGGCCUGGUCUGGUGGAACCCGGGGUUGUUUCUUCAGGUGCUGAUGGUUCAAAUUCCCAGGUCUUUGCUACUGAUUCUGCAUUGCAAAAAAGUGUUAAUGCCAACCAGGACGAUUCUUGUCAAAAAUUUACUGCUCUUGCUAAUGAAGGGACAGCUGCGUCUGAUCCAAAGGGUGUAAUGGAUGAUGUCAGAGCGGUAAAUCAUUGCAAUACUACAGUUCAAGAUGGUGAAUGCUGUUCAAACACUCCACAUGACUUGUCUGGUAAUGGUAGCAUGUCAGGAAAACUUGAAGAUUUAGAGACUUCUUCCAGGAUGGCUGACCCGGGAGCUGUUGAUGAAGAUAUGGAGCAUGUCAGCGAUGAAGGUGAGGAAUUGACAACUGCAGACGAUAUUGAUCAUGAGUAUGGGAUGGUUGACGCUCUAGAAGUUGCUCGACAAGUAGCCCAAGAAGUAGAAAGAGAAGUAGUGGAUUAUAGAGAACCAUACUGCAGUUCAUCUUCAGAGAAAAUCUCUGAAGGUGGACUCAGACGAGCUGAUAGCCCAGACUCUAUAAAUGGAGAACAGGACUUACCCACUCAUGUUUCACCAAAGGAGGCAGCAACUGAGCAAAGUCAUUCGGCAGAGGUAAAUCCUGAGAGGGAGGGCCACAUAGUCAAUUCAGAAAAUGUGGGCACUAUUCCAGAACAAUGCACUAAUGACAUGGAGUCCUCUCAGGUGACUGAAGCAGCUCAAGAACCUGAACUUAUCCCAGAAAAAAGCCUUUGUAAUUUUUUUGAUCUAAAUCAAGAAGUGUGCUCUGAUGAAAUGGAUCGCCCAGUAAAUCCUGUCUCUACUCCAAUUCCUGUUUCAAGGCCAGUAGCAGCUGCUGGUUUACCCGUAGCCCCUUUGCAGUUUGAGGGGGCUAUUGGGUGGAAAGGAUCUGCUGCUACUAGUGCUUUUCGCCGAGCAUCUCCUCGCAGAUUUUCAGAUGGUGACAAGAAUCUUUCUACGGGGGCCACCAGUGAUGGCUCAAAGCAGAGACUGGAUUGCCUUGACAUUGAUCUGAAUGUGGCUGAGGGUGGAGAUGAUUUAGGAAAACAAAUUCCGGUGUCAUCUGGCCUUCCUUCUGGGGAAUCUUCAGUUGAAGUGAGUCAAAAUAGAUCAGGGAGGCCCAAUUUGGAUCUAAAUCGUAUUGAUGAUGAUGGUGAUGCCUUACCAUCGGGUUUAAGGAUGGAAGGACAGUUCUUAAACAAUCGGAAUGGCCGUCGCAGCCCAUCUCCUGCUUCAUCGUCAUCAUCAAUGCAGCCUUCUAUGAGGAAUUUUGAUUUGAAUGACAGGCCAUAUUUUCAUAAUGAUUCUACAGAUCAAGGACCAGGUAAGUCUUCUCAAACUGCAAAUGCAUAUGGAUGGCCUAAACCAGAUGCUUCAGUUAUUUCUAUCAUGGGUACUCGAGUGGAGAUAAACAGAACUGAUGCUCCUCAAACUCUGUCCCUGGCAAAUGGCAAGGCUAUUGAGACUGCCGCAGAUGUUAGCAUGGCAAGAACGGGGAAUCUUUUGGACAUGGGUUCAACGGUCUCUUACACUCACUCUCCUGUUUUUGGGUACAAUGGACUGGCAACAGGACCUACCAUGUCGUUCUCCUCAGCCAUGUAUGGACCUGGUGGCACAAUCCCCUACAUGGUGGAUUCUAGAGGAGCUCCUGUUGUGCCUCAAAUAAUGGCGUCUCCGUCAGUUGUUCCGCCUCCAUUUUCCCAGUCACCGUUCAUUAUGAACUUGAGUGCGACAGCACAACCAGGUCUAAAUGGUGCUGGGCCCUCACGUCCUCCUAGCUUUGAUCUGAAUUCUGGCUUUAUGGUUGAGGGAGGCAAUAGGGACUCGGGCCUGAGGCACCUUUUCAUUCACGGUCAGAGCGGCAGGUCUAUGGAGGAUCAUUUGAGGAACAACUCACAACCCCCUCCUUCAAGUUCCACCGUUGGUGGGAAAAGGAAGGAACCAGAUAGUGGCUGGGAAUCAUUCCCGUUUAGCUACAGACAUCAGCAACAGCAACCACCAUGGAGAUGA